Saccostrea echinata is the source of this 2812-nucleotide messenger RNA. RefSeq lists its product as uncharacterized. NCBI's taxonomy places the organism in Eukaryota, Metazoa, Mollusca, Bivalvia, Ostreida, Ostreidae. The coding region runs from base 38 to 2302 and encodes 754 amino acids. The transcript is spliced from 2 exons. The record is from RefSeq and is a predicted model, not a curated record.
UUCUCAUGACUUAGUCAAUUGUAUAUAUAUAUUAAAGAUGGACGGGAUCCUUUCAUUCGAAAAUGAUUACUUUAUACUGGAAAAGCUCAUUGAAAAUGGCAUUGACAAAUCUGCAAUGGAAGGAUGGUUAAAUCCAGAGACAUUCCGUAAGGUUGAUUUAUUUGCAGCAGUCAAGGAAUCUGUUUGGAAAAAGUCUAUUUAUCACCAUUCAUCACAUGUUGACUGUGACUGUAUAUUGUUUGCACAUACUCAAAACCACACAAUAGUAGAAGAAGUUCUGCAAUAUUUUAAGAGAGUAUUGCUCCGAUAUGAACCCAAAAUUGAAAUUUAUCAACGACAUUUAUGGACACCUAUAAACGACUCUUGUGGCUCAUUGCAGUUCAAAACGGGAAGUCAAAAAACAGUUUCGGCAGCAAUGGGGUUUCUGUUAGUGACGUCAGAGUUUUGUGCUGACGAAUGGCCUAUUUUGGCUGGACAACCUUUCUUUCAAGAAGCUAUGUACAGUAAAAAUGUCACCAUUGUUCCCAUUCUGAUACACAACCCUAAGAAAGCGAAAUACAAAAUUCCCAUGGGAAUUAAGAGCUUAAGAUCUAUAGAGUUUUUCAGCAAAGACGACAUUCUGUGUCAAGAUUCCGUCAUUAACAUUCUCCAGCCUGUGGUUAAAAAACGGCUGCGGAAUGAGAAAGAAAAACUGAAGGAUAAUAUCAAAUGGUUGUACGAAAACAUCAUAUGUAAACUGGCUUUGAGAAAUGGAAAUGGAGAUUCUUGGUUCUGGAGGUUUAGCUCGCCUGGACAGAAAAACCCAGAUUCGAAAUAUACAAAUAAUGAUUCUUUUCAUUAUGCAAAUCAACCAUACAAUAAUUUUCACUCAUCAAAUGCAAAGAAAAAUGGAUCUACACAUCAUGGAAGUGUACCAGACUCGGCAUACGCCAGUAACGAAAGCAAUGAUGAUUUAAAGUCGAGCCCAUUACACGGUUUUCAUCAUUCUGAAUUGUGCAGAAAUACAUCUCGUUCCCCAGUUGAACAUUCUUUACCAAAUACCAGAGAGGAGAUAAAGUCGCGAACGACACAAGGACAUUCCUCAAGGGAAUGCAAUGUUGGCUGGAGUCGGUCGGAAUCAAGCAAGUCGGACAGUUCCUCAUCCCCAAUUAGCAUGAAAGGGGCACCUGACCUCAACUUUUCCUCCCUGGAAUCCCGGGUAUCCGAAUCAUCGAAACAUCGGCGUCCGAAUCGGUCUGAAAACUCUCCAAAGUACUCGUCCACGAUAAAAACAACACAAGAUUCAUCAUCUUAUGCCUCACAACAAAACAUCACGGGUAUUCAGGUGCAAUCUUCUCCAAGAAACAAACCGAACACAGUUGGUAAUAAUAUAAAUGGAAAAGUGACCGCAAAUCAAAAUAGCACAGACAAGCAUGAAUCAACUAAACCUGAAUUAAACAUUUCAAUUAAUAAAAAAGUGCCAUACGACUUGCCAGUUGCGAUAGAAGUCGAGUGUAGGAGCUUUGGAAAUUUAUCCACUCAAGACGUGAGAAGCACGCCACAGUCACGUGCUCAAGAUUCGUCAUCAGUUCAUGAAUCAAACUUGUCAAACCAUUCUGUCAACUCGUCAUCAAUUCGUCAAAACAGCGAAAUCAUUUUUGCAAAAACUUCCGAUCCAAAUAAAGAUCUACCCAAUCCUGUACCUAUAAAUGCAAAUAAUAUAUCGUGGAACAUCAGUACAAACUUAAGCUCAAAUCAUUCGCCUAGAUCAGCAAAUGAAAGAAGUGGGACUUCUUCAUCCUCUGGAAUAUUUGACCAUAAUCAAGGUCAUAUCCAUCCACAGCCUCAACCAAUUAACUCAUUUCCAUCUGGAGAAGUACAUUUCUCUACUAACUCCUACACAUCUGCUGUUUCAGGAGAAAUAAACUGCGAAUCAUCAAGAAAUUCUUUCCUUUCUUCGUCAAACAUUUCUUCGUGUGAGACAAGUUCAUUGAGAAGAACAAUGCAACAGCCCAUGCCCCAAGAGAUCAGCUUGACAAGCUUUCCCGCUGAAGGAGAGCUGAGCAAUGACCUGAAUUCUAAAGCGUCUUUUACCCCGGUGUCUGAUGUCACACAACUAGCCCUCGGUUGCCUGCGACCUUCAGACAGCUUCAAAGACAGUUAUCGAUCAUUUGUCCACUCUGAACCCGACUCCGGAAGGCCUGUUGGAGUGGUGAGACCAUUCUCUAUGCAAGAGGAAAACGACGAAGAUGAAAACGAAUAUAGCAAUGAUUUAUCUCUUUUCAGGGCAAUGUCUGAAGAGACAUACGUAAAACGAUCAUAGUAAUCUAGAUAAAUCUUGAAUGGUGGUAUAGUCCUGUUUGAAAAAGCAUAAUACUUACACCAAGUUCAUCGCCAAAAAUCACUUUUAAACAGUUUAACAAUUACGUACUAGUAUAUUUAUGAUCUGGGAGGGGUUCUUUUGUACAUAUAUCAUGGUAAAAUGGUUAGAAAUUGGGCAUUAAAAACGUUAAUAUAGUUUACAUGAAAACAACAGCCUGCAAAUUUUGACAUACGGUACUUUUGUUAAGCUUCAAACCACGCCCACAAAGGUAUUGUUGUAGAUAGUGUACAAAUGAACAUAGAACUAAUCUACAGUGUAUUUAUAACAUAGAACUAAUCUACAGUGUAUAGUGAUGUAUUUGUAACAUAAAACUAAUCUACAGUGUAGUGAUGUAUUUGUAACGCUUUAAGAUAUUUCAGAACAUUAUGGCAUUGCUUAUUUGGAUGAAUUGCAGUUUUGUAAUGUAACGCUGUAAUAGAUCUAGUAUAAAAUAAAGUUUACUGUAAACUA